This is a messenger RNA of Opisthorchis viverrini, 938 nucleotides long. RefSeq lists its product as hypothetical. The transcript is spliced from 5 exons. The record is from RefSeq and is a predicted model, not a curated record. Gene Ontology annotation, molecular function: 3'-5'-DNA exonuclease activity. NCBI's taxonomy places the organism in Eukaryota, Metazoa, Platyhelminthes, Trematoda, Opisthorchiida, Opisthorchiidae. Gene Ontology annotation, cellular component: cytosol. The annotation marks the transcript as partial.
AUGGUUUCUGUCAGGAAGUUUAUUGAUAUCGGAGCGAAUCUCACUGAUAAAGUCUUUCGUGGAUUAUACCGGGGUCGUCAACAUCAUGAAGAUGAUUUUCAGAUCGUCUUGUCAAGAGCUUUCAAUGCCGGAAUCGAUAAAAUUAUCGUCACAUCAGGUUCGCUAUCAGAUUCUGAAGAUGGUCUAGCGCUUACACGAACAGAUGAACGUUUGUAUGCCACCGCCGGAUGUCAUCCAACACGCUGUCAAGAAUUCGAGCCGAAUCCCGAACAAUAUCUUUCUAAUCUUAGAGACCUGAUCCUCAGAAAUCGGGACAAAAUCGUUGCUGUCGGUGAAUGCGGACUGGACUAUGACAGGGAAGAAUUUUGCCCAGCUGCAAUUCAACGGGAACAUUUUGCUGCUCAGCUCCGUCUGGCAAGCGAAGUUGACCUCCCACUGUUUCUGCACUGUCGAGCUGCUCAUGAUGAUUUGGUCAAGAUCCUGGCGAUGGCCAAAGAAAUGCAUUUCAAUGGGCAUCGCCCCCUUCGGGGUGUUGUACACACAUUCGAUGGUACCUUGUCCGAUGCAGAGCGUAUAUUGGCUCUUGGUCUCUACCUUGGCUUGAAUGGUUGCAGUCUGAAAACGGAGGAAAACUUGCAGGUUCUAAAGUCGAUCCCAGUGGACCGCAUUCUGCUAGAGACGGAUGCUCCAUGGUGUGAAAUACGUCCUACACAUGCCGGAUACAAGUACAUCUCAACGCAUCACCCUACACGGAAAUCAGAUCGAUGGGAUGCAUCCUGCAUGGUCAAAGGCCGAAACGAACCGGCUAACAUCGUUCAGGUGUUAGAGGUUGUGGCCGCUGUAAAGUCGUUGCCAGCGGAUGAACUUGCAGAGCAAAUCUUCCAGAAUACAAUGAAACUUUUCUACUUUCCCGCCAAUAAUCCCGAUGCAGUGCAAUA